UGACAAUUGUAAUAUAAAACAAAAAUCAAUUAUACUACAACAAAAUUUAUUAAAAAUUAUUAAAAUUUAAAAGUAUUUUCUUUUUUUAUCAAAUUCAAAAUUCCAAGUGGACAUGUCUGAAGACGGCGAUAAGGCUAGUGGUGACUCCCACAAAUCAGUAGAGCAGAAAUUGGAACCUCUAGUACCUAAGAUCCCUGAUGUGGAACUCAUAGUGGAUGGCUUCGGGUUCAUGCCGAAGGGUGGCAUAUCAGGAAAGGGGAGAUCUGGAAGCAUCUUCCAUAGGCCUUCAGCUGCUAAAGAGCCAUCGGUGACAGAGGAAGAAGGAAAGAGCCCUUGUGCUUCCAGCACGAAUAUAGACAUCGUCAGGCGGUAUACGUGGAAAACCAAAAACAGAAUGACUGUACAGGUUAUAACGUAUGGUGCUACAAUAACGUCUAUCCAAGUGCCUGACAGGAAGGGAGUGCCUGAUGAUGUCCUGGCUGGCUUCGAUACUCUUGAAGAAUACUUUCAGCCCAGGAACCCCUACUUCGGAGGCACCAUCGGUCGCUACGCCAACGUUAUCCAGGACGGGACCAUGGUAGUGCGGCCCUCUGGAAGAACCUACAUGCUCUCCACAAAUAAGGGGCAGAACCACUACCACGGCGGUUACAUUGGUUUUGAUAAGGUGAACUGGCGAGCCUACGUCGACGGCUACAAAGUCAUCAUGAGCCAUGUGUCAGAACGGUUCUCCGAAGGUUACCCGGGGACAGUGAUGGCCCAGGUGACUUUCGAAGUGACGUGUGACAAUACGCUCAAGGUGACCAUGAAGUGUACCACCAGUGAACCGACCGCCAUCAACCUGAGCCAGUCGCCGUACUUCAAUCUUGCUGGACAUCACGCUGGUCCGGAGCCAAUGCUGGACCACAUAUUCAGUAUCAACGCCGACAAGUUUACUGUGGCUGACGAAGAAGGACUCGUUACAGGCGAAAAGCGUAUCGUGGGUGGAACGGCAUACGACUUUAGAGUGCCGAGAGUCCUCCGAACCAUGUUGCCGAAGAUACCACUGGGAGGAUAUGACGUCAACUUCUGCAUAACCCAGGGCACCGAGCAAGAGUUGACGUUCCAAGCCAGAGCCCUGCACCCGAUGUCCGGACGAGUGUUGGAAUUGUAUAGCAACCAACCUGGCAUGCAGUUCUAUACUGGGAAUCUUCUGCCUGAUCCGGACAAAAUUGUCGAGCCUGAGCCUGAAGGGGAAGAAGAGCAGGAAGAUGAAGGAAGCGAGUCGAGUAGGUCAAGUGUGAUGGGCGAGAAUGGUGGCGAGGAAGAAGAGGAAAAUGAGGGUAAACCAAGAUAUGGCUACGUGCCCUUGUUGGGCAAAUCCGGAACGAUCUACAGAAAGCAUGGCCUCUUCUGCCUCAUGCCGCAGAAUUACCCCGAUGCCAUCAACCAUCGGAACUUCCCAUGCGCCGUGCUGAAUCCAGGAGAAGUGUACGUCCACAGUAUACAAUACAAGUUUGGAAUACUUUUGGGAAAAUACAUAUAAAUAUUAACAACGAUUUAAAAAAGUGUAAAACGUACUGUCCUUUGAU
Amyelois transitella is the source of this 1568-nucleotide messenger RNA. RefSeq names its product galactose mutarotase. Gene Ontology annotation, molecular function: aldose 1-epimerase activity; carbohydrate binding. Gene Ontology annotation, biological process: glucose metabolic process; beta-D-galactose catabolic process via UDP-galactose, Leloir pathway. The coding region runs from base 113 to 1522 and encodes 469 amino acids. The record is from RefSeq and is a predicted model, not a curated record. The transcript is spliced from 11 exons. Lineage: Eukaryota; Metazoa; Arthropoda; Insecta; Lepidoptera; Pyralidae.